Messenger RNA from Castor canadensis (American beaver), 3409 nucleotides. It is a transcript of the gene Tesk1, whose product is annotated as testis associated actin remodelling kinase 1. Gene Ontology annotation, cellular component: cytoplasm; nucleus. Gene Ontology annotation, molecular function: ATP binding; protein serine/threonine kinase activity. The record is from RefSeq and is a predicted model, not a curated record. NCBI's taxonomy places the organism in Eukaryota, Metazoa, Chordata, Mammalia, Rodentia, Castoridae. Gene Ontology annotation, biological process: positive regulation of stress fiber assembly; actin cytoskeleton organization; protein phosphorylation.
CGAAGCGGAGCAGCCGCCGCCCGCCCGCCCGCCUCCGCCUGCGGGGAGCCCGCCCGCCGGCGCCCGGGAGCGCCGCCGCCACCGCCCGGCCCAGGCCCAGGCCUUGCGCAGAGCGGAGCGGAGCGGCGUCCACCCGGGCCCAGCUAACCGGCGCGGCGGGGGCGGGCCCACGAUCUUCGGCAGGUCUUCCAUUCUCUGGGCGGGAGUCCCGGAGCCGCAGAUCGGGCUGGGCCCGCGCCCAUGGCGAGCGCGGCCUGCCCGGGUCCCGGGGACCCUGCCAUGUAAAGCAGGCCCGGGCUGGGGGCCCGGCUAUGGCCGGGGAACGGCCCCCACUGCGGGGCCCCGGGCCCGGGCCCGGAGAGGCUCCGGGGGAGGGGCCGCCGGGGCCGGGGGGCGCAGGCGGAGGCCCGGGCCGGGGCCGCCCCUCCUCCUACCGGGCUCUCCGCAGCGCCGUGUCCAGCCUGGCGCGUGUGGACGAUUUCCACUGCGCGGAGAAGAUCGGGGCCGGCUUCUUCUCUGAGGUCUACAAGGUUCGGCACCGACAGUCAGGGCAAGUCAUGGUGCUGAAGAUGAACAAGCUUCCCAGUAACCGGGGCAACACGCUAAGGGAGGUGCAACUGAUGAACCGGCUCAGGCACCCUAACAUCUUAAGGUUCAUGGGGGUCUGUGUGCACCAGGGGCAGCUGCACGCUCUUACAGAGUAUAUGAAUGGGGGCACCUUGGAACAGCUGCUCAGCUCCCCAGAACCCCUGUCCUGGACAGUCAGGCUCCGCCUAGCUCUGGACAUUGCCCGAGGACUACGUUAUCUACAUGCUAAAGGUGUAUUCCACCGAGACCUCACGUCCAAGAACUGUUUGGUCCGACGCGAAGACCAAGGCUUCACAGCUGUUGUGGGCGACUUCGGGCUGGCUGAAAAGAUUCCUGUGUAUAGGGAAGGGGCAAGGAAGGAGCCAUUGGCUGUGGUGGGUUCCCCAUAUUGGAUGGCUCCAGAGGUAUUGCGGGGUGAGCUGUACGAUGAGAAGGCUGACGUGUUUGCCUUCGGGAUCGUCCUCUGUGAGCUCAUCGCUCGAGUACCUGCAGACCCUGACUACCUACCCCGUACUGAGGACUUUGGCCUAGAUGUGCCUGCUUUCCGAACCCUGGUAGGAGAUGACUGCCCGCUACCUUUCCUGCUCCUGGCCAUCCAUUGCUGCAGUAUGGAACCCAGUACCCGUGCCCCCUUCACUGAAAUCACCCAGCACCUGGAAUGGAUCCUGGAGCAGCUACCUGAGCCAGCCCCUCUCACUAAGGCUCCCCUGACACACAAUCAGGGGUCUGUUCCAAGAGGGGGUCUCUCUGCCACGCUUCCCAGGCCAGAUCCCCGGCUCUCCCGAAGCCGGUCAGACCUCUUCCUACCCCCGUCACCAGAAUCACCCCCCACCUGGGGGGACAGUCUGACACGAGUCAACCCCUUCUCACUACGAGAAGACCUCAGGGGUGGCAAGAUCAAGCUCCUGGACACGCCCUGCAAGCCGGUAACCCCCCUGCCUCUUGUACCACCGUCACCACUGCCCUCCACCCAGUUGCCCUUGGUGACUACUCCGGAGACCCUGGUCCAACCUGGGACACCUGUCCGCCGCUGCCGCUCACUACCCUCAUCCCCUGAGCUCCCUCGACGUAUGGAGACUGCACUGCCAGGUCCUGGCCCACCCCCCAUGGGUACCUCGGCUGAAGAGAAGAUGGAGUGUGAGGGCAGCAGCCCAGAGCCAGAUCCCCCAGGACCAGCUCCCCAGCUACCCUUGGCUGUGGCCACAGACAACUUUAUCAGCACUUGUUCCUCGGCCUCCCAGCCUUGGUCCCCUAUAUCAGGACCUCCCCUCAACAACAACCCCCCAGCCGUGGUUGUGAAUUCUCCCCAAGGCUGGGCUGGGGAGCCCUGGAACCGGGCCCAGCAUAGCCUGCCCCGGGCAGCAGCCCUGGAGCGGACAGAACCCUCACCACCCCCUGCAGCUUCGCGGGAGCCUGAGGAGGGGCUGCCCUGUCCCGGCUGCUGCCUUGGCCCCUUCAGCUUUGGCUUCCUGUCCAUGUGCCCCCGCCCCACCCCAGCUGUUGCCCGCUACCGCAACCUGAACUGUGAGGCGGGCAGUCUUCUCUGCCACCGAGGGCACCACGCCAAGCCACCCACACCCAGCCUGCAGCUGCCUGGGGCACGCUCUUAGCAGUGAGGCCUGUGAUCUCAGGCCUCCAACUUUGGCCUUCAGGACACCCUGUGAGGACAGAGCGCACUUUCUGGACAAUGCCAGCCCCAGAAGGGCUUACUGGCUCUUCUCCCCGUAUAGGGGAGCCUCAGCAUGGACUCGAGGGACAGAGCACUUCCUAUCCAACCCCUGGGCUUGCUCUCCCAUGGGGAUCACUGAACCAGACACAGCAUUGCUGACACACGAGACUAACACGUGCAAAUUAUUUAAAAAUAUUUCAAUAAAACUGCCUGGCUGGCUCCGGGCCGCCCCAUCCACUCAGCCCGUGCGCCCUCCUCCCCCACCCAUUUCCAGAAUGGGAGGUUCUUGAGGAAGGACAAAGUACUUUCUAGAGGCUUCUUCACUCACUUCCCAGGAACAGUCCAGUCUCUGGGACAGGGUUUCAAGCAGGCAGCAGGCCAGCUAGAAGUGUCAGACAUAGAUCAGCCCUUAGCUGGGUAUUCCCAGAGUGAAGGAAUACCAGGGGAUGAUGAUCUUAGGACCCUGCAGGGCACAGGUUAGGGGUGAGGGUCACAAGUUCUUGUUGGCAGGAGUGUCUGGAAGAGUAAAGCAUCAGUGAGCAUGACAACCAACCGCCACUAAACCCCUGUCUCCUCCCCAGCUCCUUGGACAGCCACAUUACCAGCCUCCCUUCCAUUCUAAGGCUUACCUGCCCCUUUCCCUGCCCGACACACCCUCGCAUAAGCAGACCAAGCCACUGAAAGCUGUGGAUAUGACUGUCAAGCCCACGAACAAGCUUUCCCUCUGCCCCUGAACUCCCACAUUGACACACCUCAGCCCCAUCCUUCACACUUACCCAGCUCAGUGCAAAGAGCGGUCCCCAUCUGGAAACCUGAAAGUUGCCCGCUCACAGAUGAAGGGAAGAGUCUCUGAACACUUCUCUGACGUUUUGUAUGGCCAUGACCAAAUUUGUACCUUGGAACAUGUUGAGCUUUGAGAAUAAGACCUAAAGAGUAGUGAAUAGAACAAGGACACACUCUGAAUCCCUCCUAGCCCAUCCUCUCUGCUGUCAUAAAACCUAGCCCAAGUCAACUCACACUGCCUGCAUGCCUAAGGCCACAUCUGGCCAUGAUUCAGGACAGAUUUCUGGAUUCCAACUAGAAAAGACUUUAGGACCAGGGGAGGAAAGUCACCUGAGGUCCUAAAGAUCAAAAAUCCAGAUACAGAACAUG